UCCGUGGCCUCCGGUAUCCUAUAGCUUGGUUUCUGAGCUCGUUUGGCCGGGGACAGUUAGCCGCCCAGACGACCGUGAGGAAAGGAGGCAAGGCUCUCCGAGGCUCUGCCCGAGGUCUCCUUGGCGAUGGCGCUUCAACCGCGGUUCUGGAAGUUGCGGUCGAUUUGCAGGAGCCUGGAGUGUGGGUUCGCGGCCCUGUCUACCAGUUCCACGCCGGCAGUGGAGCCUUUGGAAAAUGAAGCUGUUGCCCCCGAGUUCACCAACCGGAACCCCCGGAAUCUGGAGCUUUUAGGUGUAGCCCGGAAGGAACGGGGCUGGGGGACCGUGUGGCCCUCGCGUGAGUUCUGGCACAGGUUGCGAGUUAUAAGGACUCAGCAUCAUAUAGAAGCACUUGUGGAGCAUCAGAAUGGCCAGGUUGUGGUUUCUGCGUCUACUCGUGAAUGGGCUAUUAAAAAGCACCUGUACAGUACCAGGAACGUGGUGGCUUGUGAGAGUGUAGGACGAGCAUUGGCACAGCGCUGCUUAGAGGCAGGCAUCAACUUCAUGGUCUACCAACCAACCCCUUGGGAGGCAGCCUCAGAUUCGACAACUCAGGAAAACCAGCAGACAACUCAGGAAAACCAGCAUUGGCUGGGAGAUAAAACGCCUCCAAAGUGCUAUGACAAAAGGUGGUGUGGUGCUGCGGGAGCCUCGGAGGAUCUAUGAGUGAUAGAGUGGAGGUGUUGAAAAUUCUCAGCCACUACAGCCAUCACAAGAGCAUCUGGAAGAACCAGCGUGGACGUUUUAUAACAAUAAUGUAACAGUGCAGGAUACUUGUAGUUUUCGCAUCCUUUUCCCCCUUAUGUGUGUGUAUGUGGCUUUGUUUUCUUUGUUUUAAUCAAAAAAUAAAUUCUUUCACUUUCUUGGACACAAGCAAAGUACUAAGGAAAGCAGUCACAAACUACAAUUUAACUUUUAACGUGUUUGUAAGUUAUAUA
Messenger RNA from Castor canadensis (American beaver), 977 nucleotides. It is a transcript of the gene Mrpl18, whose product is annotated as mitochondrial ribosomal protein L18. NCBI's taxonomy places the organism in Eukaryota, Metazoa, Chordata, Mammalia, Rodentia, Castoridae. Gene Ontology annotation, cellular component: ribosome; mitochondrion. Gene Ontology annotation, biological process: translation. Gene Ontology annotation, molecular function: structural constituent of ribosome; 5S rRNA binding. The record is from RefSeq and is a predicted model, not a curated record.